Molecule: messenger RNA, 1823 nt
Organism: Etheostoma spectabile (orangethroat darter)
Lineage: Eukaryota; Metazoa; Chordata; Actinopteri; Perciformes; Percidae
Gene: asns
Product: asparagine synthetase
Exons: 12
Coding region: 63-1748 (561 amino acids)
Cellular component (GO): cytosol
Molecular function (GO): asparagine synthase (glutamine-hydrolyzing) activity
Source: RefSeq, a predicted model, not a curated record
AGUGCGGUGUGUCAGCUGCCUCCUUCAUCUCUACGAAAAUCUUCUAAAGAUCAAGGUGGGAAAUGUGUGGUAUCUGGGCUUUGUUUGGCAGUGAUGAGUGCCUGUCAGUCCAGUGCACCAGUGCCAUGAAGAUCGCUCACAGGGGCCCUGAUGCCUUCCGCUUUGAGAACGUCAACGGCUUCAUCAACUGCUGCUUUGGCUUCCACCGGUUGGCCAUUGUGGACCACCUGUAUGGUAUGCAACCCUUGCGCAUCAAGAAGUUUCCUUUCUUGUGGUUAUGCUACAAUGGAGAGAUCUACAACCAUCACACACUCCAGAAGGAGUUUGGCUUUGAUCAUCAGACCAAAGUGGACGGUGAGAUUCUGCUCCAUCUGUAUGACCGCUUUGGCAUCCAGAAGAUGGCUUCUCUCCUGGAUGGUGUGUUUGCUUUCAUUCUGCUGGACACUGCCAACAAAAAAAUCUUUCUGGGAAGAGACACGUACGGUGUCCGGCCGUUGUUCCGACUCCUGGCGGACGAUGGAUUUCUCGCGGUGUGCUCCGAAGCCAAAGGGCUUACAGACCUUACCCAUGCCGUGUCGACCCCGGCCAACAUCGUUCCCUUUCCCCCGGGGCACUUUGAGGUCUUUGAUCUGAAGCCCAACGGCAAAGUUCGGUCCCUUCAAAUGGAGCGCUUCCACUGCUGCACCACCGAGCCCGCUCAUGCCAUCCACGACCUUGUGGAGAGUCUGCCUACAGGUUUUGAUGAGGAAACGGUGAAAGGCAACAUCAGGGCCCUGUUUGAGAAUGCUGUGAGGAAACGGCUCAUGGCCAGCAGGAGGAUCGGCUGUCUUCUGUCAGGGGGUCUGGACUCGAGUCUAGUUGCUGCUACCCUGGUGAAGCUGGCCAAGGAGGAGAAGCUGCAGUAUCCCAUCCAGACCUUUUCCAUUGGGGCAGAGGACAGUCCAGACAUCAUAGCUGCCCGCAAGGUGUCAACUCACAUCGGCAGUGAACACCACGAGGUGAACUUCACUGCAGAAGAAGGCAUCCAAGCUGUAGAUGAAGUCAUCUUUCACCUGGAGACCUAUGACAUCACCACCAUACGGGCCUCUGUGGGGAUGUACUUGGUUUCAAAGUACAUCAGGGAGAAGUCGGACAGUGUGGUGAUCUUCUCUGGAGAGGGGGCUGAUGAGCUGACUCAGGGAUACAUUUACUUCCACAAGGCUCCAACUCCCAAAGCAGCUGCAGAGGACAGCAUUCGCCUGAUGAAGGAACUCUACCUGUUUGAUGUCCUCCGUGCUGAUCGCACCACUGCUGCACACGGGCUGGAACUCCGAGUGCCUUUCCUGGACCACAGGUUCACAGCUUACUACCUGUCCCUGCCUGAGGACAUGAGGACCCCUAAGCACGGGGUGGAGAAGCAUCUUCUGCGGGACUCCUUCAAAGACCUCAACCUGAUCCCCGAUGAGAUCCUGUGGAGGCGCAAAGAGGCCUUCAGUGACGGCAUCACGUCUGUGAAGAAGUCCUGGUACCUCAGCCUGCAGGAGCACCUCGAGUCUAUGGUGAACGAUGACCAGAUGGAGAAGGCUCACAGGACGUACCCUCACAACCCCCCACGCACCAAAGAGGCCUACUACUUCAGACAGGUGUUUGAGAAGCACUACCCCGGCCGAGCCGAGUGGCUGUCCCAUUACUGGAUGCCCCGCUGGACCAACGCCACGGACCCAUCGGCCCGCACCCUGGCCAUCUACAAGCCUGAUAAGGAGCAGUGAUCCCUCAACCAGCAUUCUGUUCUUCAUUCUGCAUGUGUCAUACAUGGGAUACAUUAAAUUGCUAUGUUAUGGUUU